Molecule: messenger RNA, 1918 nt
Organism: Rubroshorea leprosula
Lineage: Eukaryota; Viridiplantae; Streptophyta; Magnoliopsida; Malvales; Dipterocarpaceae
Source: the annotation of a GenBank genome assembly
CCCACGAACUUCGAAUAAAACCGUUGGGAGUGUGGAGGGAGAAAGCAGAGAGAAAACGUGAAAUGAAAGAUUUUGGGAACUGAUUCCCACCCAAGAAGAAGAAGAUGUUGCAAUGGUUGAAGCAGCUCAAAACUGCAUUUGGGGUGGCGUUUCUGUGGCUCAUUUGCUUGAUUUACUUCACUCAGGGUUUCAGAUCCUUUGUCUGGACAGCAGUUUCAUACCAGCUGAAGGAUAGACUUGAAUUGUCUCCAUCAGCCUCUCAGUUUAUAUCUUCAGUAGCAUUUUUCCCAUGGAGCAUAAAACCUCUAUAUGGGAUUUUGUCUGAUUGUAUCCCAAUUAAAGGGAGGAAAAGGAUUCCAUACUUGGUGAUUUCAACUGUGAUGUCUCUUGUGCCAUGGCUUAUGCUAGGCUUAAAUGCAACCACAAGGAGUACCAUAUGGCACCUCACCAUCUUACUGACACUGCAAAACCUGGGUUCAGCCAUGGCAGAUGUUGUGGUUGAUGCAAUGAUUGCUGAGGCAACAAGAUUUGAGCGGGCAUCAUUUGCUGGAGAUCUACAGUCAACAUCUUGGUUAGCUAUGGCUCUUGGUGGAAUAUGUGGAAGUUUGCUAGGAGGAUAUGCAUUAACCAACUUAGAGAUAGACAGAAUUUUUCUUCUUUUUACCUUACUUCCAGUCAUACAGUUGUUAUCAUGUGGCUUGGUUGAAGAUCAUUCUCUAGGCAGCACAUCUUCUUUGCCUUGUUUUCCUAAUUCCAGUGACUUGCAUCUAAUGAAUGGCAAAAGUGCUAAUGUGGAUGAAGAUAGUCUCCUAGCAAAGAAAUCCAACGUUACUACUUUGAGAAGAAAGAGGAGCCUGAAGAAAAGCGAAAGGAGUGUGGUGGUAAGUGGUAAACCUGAGAUUCCUGAGAAAGAAAAGCCCUUGGCUUUGCAAUGGUUCCAGUCUCUGAAAAUGGCCACUUAUAGUCUCUGCCGUGCUUUCAGACAGCCAAUCAUUUUGAGACCUAUGGCUUGGUUUUUCAUGGCAAAUGUCACUGUUCCAAACCUUUCUACUGCCAUGUUCUAUUACCAGACAGAGUUCUUGAACUUGGAAGCCUCUUUCUUGGGAACAGCAGGUGUUAUUGGAUGGUUAGGCCUCAUGCUUGGAACCUUCAUCUACAAUCAGCAUUUAAAGGCCAUAAAGUUACGAAGAAUUCUAAUGAUUUCUCAAAUUGGUUUGGCUAUCUCAAGUCUCUUAGAUAUCGUUUUAGUGUCUAGAAGUAAUGUUGCCUUCAGAAUAUCAGAUAAGACUAUGGUGCUAUUUGGAUCUGCGCUUUCUGAUGCCAUCAAUCAAUUCAAGUUCAUGCCAUUCCUGAUCUUAUCUGGACAGUUAUGCCCACCAGGAAUUGAGGGAACUCUAUUCGCCCUCUUUAUGUCAAUAAACAACUUUGGAUCCACCAUAGGAUCAUUUGUAGGCGGUUGGUUAGCCUCCUUUUUGAACAUCUCUUCAGGAUCAUUUGACAACCUCCUAUUAGGCAUUGCUGUUCGAGUGUUCUGCACUUUCAUCCCAGUUGCACUCCUAUUUUUAAUACCCAAGGAUGCCACUGGAUUUGCAGCAGCGUAGCCAUCCAUCAACUUCUGCAAACACAUACUAUAGAACAGCUCUGCUAGACCCUGCAACUGAGCUCUGGAUGAAAAUUCUUCCAUUAAAGCAUCAAACCAGCUGAAAAUCAAUUAGAGAAACACAUAAUCGCAGAAACCAGCUAGAAGCUUUUCCUUUAGCAUACUACUCAUCAUAGCAUGUAAAAACAAUAUACAGUGUUUUUUUUUUUUCAAAUGGCCAAACAAGGAUGAUAUAGGUUAGUGUAUACAGAUUAAUCUGAUGUUUGCAAUAUCUUUGUAAAAACAGAAAGAUCAAUUAUGAUGGAAGAAUGUUUUUGU